Setaria italica (foxtail millet) is the source of this 1404-nucleotide messenger RNA. RefSeq lists its product as uncharacterized. The record is from RefSeq and is a predicted model, not a curated record. NCBI's taxonomy places the organism in Eukaryota, Viridiplantae, Streptophyta, Magnoliopsida, Poales, Poaceae. Bases 956 to 1390 code for a protein of 144 amino acids. The transcript is spliced from 3 exons.
CAAAAGAAAAGAGAAGAAAAAUGGCAAAAAGAUCAAAUUCGGCCAAAUUUUGACCAAAAAUUUGAAUUUCAAAUUUGAAAUUCAGAAAAAGUUGUCCAACAUGUGGAAUACAAGUAUGGGAUUAUUUGGAAGCAAGGAAUCGAAAUUUGGAGCUGAGUUGGUGCUAAAUAUCUCAAAAGAAUCAGAGAAAGAAGAAGAAAAGGGAAAUCCCGUUUACUGUUCCUCGUCCGACAAUAGGUUCAGAGAAAGCAGUUCCAGAGUCUGUUUUCAAAAUUCAAUUCUGAAGAAUUUUCCAACCAAGUGUACUAGAACAACUAUACCAUGUUGAAAUAUAAACUUUGGACUGCAAUAAUCAUGUGUUGUUGGCCAGGAAUAGUAAAAGGAAGGAAGUCAACCUCGAGCUCAAAGUCAGCACAAGAUCACAAAUGACUGAAACUCUGAAACUUUUGCUAAGUCUGAAUGACAGUGUGGUCUCAACUUUGGGAUUGAACUCAGAGCCAUUUAAAUCAAAAGAGGUACUUGUUCUUGUGCAAAAUGGAAACUUGGGAGAUCAUAGUACACCUUUGAGAAGAAAUUGGACUGGAAAAACAAGACUUAAGUCCUUAAAUUGGUUCCCAAUUUAAAGUCCAUAUCACUGUCGAACUGACGAACAGCAAGUGCAAUUCAAUCGACAUUCAGAGCUAACCCGAGCUAAACUUCAAAAAUUCAGUGAAUUCGAUCUUUAUCUCAAGUUGACGCCAAAAUAAAAGAUGAAGGUCUUGAGUUUAUCUUCAAGUUCUGUUAAAACACGAGAGGCCAUCGGAUCAAGGAUCAACCGUGGAGAAGCUCUGAAGGUCACGGGCGGUGACUGAGCACCGAGACGUGGCGCCGCCGCCGUCGUCGGUCAUCCGCCAGCGCAGCUAAGCUAAGCCACCUCCUCGCCACAUACACCUACGGCUAGACCACGGUGUCACCCAUGCGCGCGGUGAAACCCUUGAAUAUCUACUGCUCCCGCGCCGCCGUUUCACUGCCUCUCUUUUUACCGCCGCCCGUGCCUCUUCUGUCAACCACCGCCGCCAAGCAAAAUUCGACCACCUCCGAACAGCUCUCAUCGAUUCCUUCCGUCCGCACCUCCGCCUACAUCCCACCAAUAACCCCAGCAACUUGUUGCUCAGCUUCCUCACCGCAACACCUUGUAUCGCCGCCGCUUCUGUCCGCCGCCGCCGCACCGCCCGCUCUCGAUCCAGAAGCGCCGGAAGAAGAUUACUGGGAAUUUUCAGAAGGACCUUUGGAGUCCGAGGAGGUGUUUGAAUUUGUCCCCUGUGAAGUGAAUCCGUCGGCGUCUGCUAAUCUUUUUAACGAUCAAGAAGCUACCCAAGAAGCUGUCGAGGAGGAGACCCCGAAGACCUAGAGUAUUGACCUGAG